AUGAAUGCCAUAAAUACCAGUUUUCCCCCAAAUAUCUCCAUUGUGCAUCCUGAAUACUUUUUUAUCACUGGACUUUCAGGUAUCCCAUACAGCCAUUAUUACUAUAUUUUCUUGUUUUGCAUUAACUUUGUUGCUGUAUUUGGGAAUUCUGUAGUUCUUCUCCUCAUAGCUGCUGAACGGAGUCUGCACAGCCCAAAGUACAUUGGCGUGUUUAAUUUGGCUUUGGCUGACUUUGGUGAAACAAAUGCUGUGUUUCCCAACAUGAUGAAGACUUUUCUUUUUGACUCACAGUACAUCUCUUAUAAUGCUUGUUUGGCAAACAUGUUCUUUGUAUUCUUCUUUAUUGGUACGCAAUGUCUCUCUCUUGUUGUUCUGGCAUACGAUCGCUUUGUUGCAAUCUGUUUACCUCUCAGAUAUCACGCCAUUGUGACUAAUACAGUCAUGUCUUUUGUAUAUUCAGCGAUAUGGGCAUUUAACGCUUGUCAGGCAAGUCUGACAGUGUAUUUUAUCAAUCGGCUUUCAUUCUGUAAAAGCAAUGUCAUUGAAAGUUAUUUUUGCGAUCAUGGGCCAGUGUUUAGGUUGGCAUGUAAUGAUAAUAGCAUUAAUUUUUUUAUAGCCAAAUUUAACACUGCCCUUUUCCUUGUAGCUCCACUGAUCAUUAUAGUUCUGUCGUAUCUAGGCAUUUUUCUUGCCUUGAGUAAAAUCACAACUUGGGAAGGACGUUUUAAAGCUCUGAGGACGUGUGCUUCUCACCUUUUGGUGGUGGGAUUGUAUUUUCUUCCCAAAAUAUGUGUUUACAUUAUAGCGAUAACAACGUUUCUCUCUGCCAAUGCAAGGAUCAUCAGCACAUCUCUAGCGUAUGCUGUUCCAGCGAUGUUAAAUCCCAUCAUUUAUGUUUUAAACACAGCAGAAAUAAAAGACUUAAUUAGAAAAGUACUAAAAAGGGGUCUGUAG
This is a messenger RNA of Triplophysa dalaica, 954 nucleotides long. Its product is annotated as olfactory receptor 1M1-like. The coding region runs from base 1 to 954 and encodes 317 amino acids. Gene Ontology annotation, biological process: G protein-coupled receptor signaling pathway. Gene Ontology annotation, molecular function: G protein-coupled receptor activity; olfactory receptor activity. Gene Ontology annotation, cellular component: membrane. The transcript has a single exon. NCBI's taxonomy places the organism in Eukaryota, Metazoa, Chordata, Actinopteri, Cypriniformes, Nemacheilidae. The record is from RefSeq and is a predicted model, not a curated record.